AAAAAAAGAGCCAUUUUUCUUCUUUACUUUUUUUUUUUUUUUUUUUAACGAAAGUAGCAGUUGGAUUUAAUUUUUCAAUUAUUGUUGCUUUACGUGUAAUCUUCUCCAAUUUUCCCCAUCAAGGGAAAGAAAAAGAAUACAAUAUUUUAUGGGGAAAAUUCAACCCCUGAUACUGUAAGUUUUGUCAGAGCUUUUUUUGGCAAAUAUGGGACAGAAAAUGAACUUUGCUUAUUUGGGUAUUUGAAGGUAACAGAGGAGGAAGCUGAAAACUUUUUCUGUUUUGUGAUUUUGAUUAUUUAAUGGGCUAUGCUGGAAUCAGAGGGUUGUGGAUUGUUUCCCUUUGUGAAUAGGUUGUGGAAUGUCCCUGUAUCUAUAAGGUGAUUGAGGGUUGGCUUCUUUUAAAAGUUUGGGAAUUGAUUGGUUUUUGGGUCUUGAAAUUGGGAUUGGAGUUUGAGUGAUGGAUGAAGCACAGGGAAAUUCAAGUUCCCUGCCUCCUUUCCUGGCAAAGACUUAUGAGAUGGUGGAUGAUCCUUCCACGGAUCCAAUUGUUUCUUGGAGUGCCACUAACAAAAGUUUCGUUGUAUUGAAUCCCCCAGAAUUUGCAAGGGAUUUGUUGCCUAGGUUCUUUAAGCACAAUAACUUCUCAAGUUUUAUCAGGCAGCUGAACACAUAUGGAUUUAGAAAAAUCGACCCAGAACAAUGGGAAUUUGCCAACGAUGAUUUUGUUAGAGGACAACCACAUCUUAUGAAGAAUAUCCAUAGGCGAAAGCCGGUUCAUAGCCAUUCCUUACAGAAUCUCCAAGCACAAGUCCCACUAACGGAGUCAGAAAGGCAAAGUCUAAAUGAUGAAAUUGAGAAGCUUAAACAUGAUAAAGAACGACUUGGUAUGGAGUUACAGAGAUAUCAACGUGAGUGGCAAUCAUAUGAGAUACAAAUAAAUUUCUCAAAAGAUCAGUUGGAGAAGUUGGAGCAGAAGCAACAAAAGAUGGUCUCUUCUGUUUCUCAAUUAUUGCAGAAACCUGGAAUUGCUGUUAAUCUACUGCCACUGACAGAAACCAUGGAUAGAAAACGAAGGUUGCCAAGAAGUGUCUACUUUAAUGAUGAGUCUAGCAUUGAUGGUGCUAUUGAAACUUCUCAAAUGUUACCCAGAGAAAAUGCAGAGAGUACCUCUGGUUUGACAUUAAACAUGGAGAGAUUGGAUCAGCUUGAGUCAUCCCUAGUGUUUUGGGAGACUAUUGCACACGAUGUUGCUGACACCUUAGUUCACAUUCAUUCAAACAUGGAUUUUGAAGAAUCUACAGCUUGUACUGAUAGUCCAUCUAUAUCUUGUGUGCAACUAGAUGUUGAGCUUCGGCCUAAGUCAUCUGGAAUUGACAUGAACUCUGAGCCAACUGCAGCUGCUGUUCCUGAGCCCGUUGCAUCAAAAGAAAAACCUGUGGGAACCGCCACUGCAGCAACUGGUGUCAAUGAUGUAUUCUGGGAACAAUUCUUGACAGAGGAUCCUGGUGCAUCAGAAGCUCAAGAAGUGCUGUCAGAAAGAAAGGAUAUUGAUGGCAGAAAGAAUGAAGGAAAACCUAGUGACCUCGGUAAAUUUUGGUGGAACAUUCGGACUGCAAAUAACCUUCCAGGACAGAUGGGACAUGUUGUUCAAGCUGAGAAAACUUAGUGGCAAUUGAUUAUUUCUUCUUGCUUGUGAUUCCCCUCAAUCACAUGUAAUAAAUCUAGGUAUGCAUGGUUUUCUAUGCAAUAAUAGAUCGAUAUUCCAUAUUUUGAGUGGGAUGAAUGUUUGUAUCCUCCUUUGAUUUUAGUCAAUUAUACUGCUUUUUGGUAUCUUUUAGUUCUAUUAUGCCACAACCGGCCUGUAUGGCUGUAUUGUGUAAGGUUUUGAAUUGUAACCAUAUCAUGCGGCUGCAAUAUUGCACCACAAUUGCAACCA
Molecule: messenger RNA, 1936 nt
Organism: Gastrolobium bilobum
Lineage: Eukaryota; Viridiplantae; Streptophyta; Magnoliopsida; Fabales; Fabaceae
Product: heat stress transcription factor A-4c-like
Exons: 3
Coding region: 458-1666 (402 amino acids)
Biological process (GO): regulation of transcription by RNA polymerase II
Cellular component (GO): nucleus
Molecular function (GO): RNA polymerase II cis-regulatory region sequence-specific DNA binding; DNA-binding transcription factor activity
Source: RefSeq, a predicted model, not a curated record